Messenger RNA from Musca domestica (house fly), 2218 nucleotides. Its product is annotated as putative apoptosis-inducing factor 1, mitochondrial. Gene Ontology annotation, biological process: mitochondrial respiratory chain complex assembly; apoptotic process. The transcript is spliced from 7 exons. Gene Ontology annotation, cellular component: mitochondrion; cytoplasm. NCBI's taxonomy places the organism in Eukaryota, Metazoa, Arthropoda, Insecta, Diptera, Muscidae. The record is from RefSeq and is a predicted model, not a curated record. Gene Ontology annotation, molecular function: NAD(P)H oxidase H2O2-forming activity; FAD binding; protein dimerization activity. The coding region runs from base 141 to 2033 and encodes 630 amino acids.
AAGUAAUUAGUAACCAGAUAGUUCUUACAGCUGUCACUGAGCUCGAAGACUUGGAACAUAUGACAGUUGCUCUUUCACCAUCAAAUUUAUUUAUUAAAAUCUCCUUUCAACGUAACUUGUAAGCAUUUGUUGAAUCAAAAAUGAGUAUCUGUAGCCUCCGAGGCAGUCAACUGCAGCUAUGCAGACGUGCAUUUAUAUUAUCCAGCUGUAGCAGGCCGGCAGCGUUCCAACCAGUUGCGGCAACCAAGAAAGUGACAACACGUGAGGCCCACAGCGCUCUAUAUCAAAUGGAGCUAUGCCGUCCCAGACUUUCCUGUAACACUGAAGUACUCAGAGCAGUAAACUGUAAUGUUAGCCGAAAAGCGAGCAAUGAAAGUAAAGAAACAAGUGCUUGUGAUAAAUCUGAAUCCGGUACAUCCACUGGUACUCCAGGAGGUGACAAAGGUGAUGAUAAAACUAAAACAAUUCUCUUAGCUUUGGCAGGUGCUUUAGGCGUUGGCGGUUUGUUAUACUACUUUAUGAACGACAAAUCUGAUACAACUACAAGUACUUCGCCAGAAAUUCCUAAACCCAACUCUGCUGAUUUGCCGAAGCAUGUACCAUAUUUAUUAAUAGGAGGUGGCACCGCCUCGUUUUCUGCAUUCCGUGCUAUCAAAUCGAAUGAUGCCAAAGCAAAGGUCCUUAUGAUUACAGAUGAAAAUCAUAAACCCUAUAUGCGACCACCCUUGUCCAAAGAAUUGUGGUACACGGCGCAAAAGGGUGAAAUCAGCAACGAUUAUCGUUUCAAGCAAUGGACUGGAGCAGAGCGAAGCCUUUAUUUUGAACCAGAAGAAUUUUUCAUUGAGCCAUCUAAACUUAGCGACAGCGAAAACGGAGGUAUUGCCGUAGCUCAGGGAUUCAAAGUUAAGAAAGUUGAUCCCACCAAUCGUGUCAUCACACUUAGCGAUGGUUAUGAAAUCACCUAUGAUCAGUGUCUUAUAGCCACCGGAUGUACUCCAAAGAAUUUGCCAAUAUUUACAGAGGCUCCACCAGGUGUAAGGGAAAAGGUUAUGGUCUAUCGCACUCCCGAGGACUUUGAGAAACUUAAAAAGUAUUUGGAUAACAAGAAAACCGUUGCUAUUAUUGGUAACGGUUUCUUGGGUAGUGAGUUGAGUUGUUCCUUGGCUAAUUACAACAAAAGUAAAACCGAUUCAGGUCGCAUUUAUCAAAUAUUCCAAGAAACUGCCAAUAUGUCGAAAAUAUUACCGGAUUAUCUUAGCAAAUGGACAAUGGAAAAGGUUAAAGCUCAAGGAGUUUGUGUUGUGCCCGGUGCCAGUUUAAAGAGUGUGCAAAGAGAUAAUUCACAUUUGAAUUUAGCUUUAACUACUGGAGAAACCAUAAUGGCUGAUGUGGUGGUUGUUUGCGUAGGUUGUGAAGCCAAUACGGAAAUUGCAAAUGGUUCUGGUUUAGAAGUUGAUCAGAAUUUAGGUGGAUUUGUGGUCAAUGCAGAAUUGGAAGCUCGUCGUAAUUUAUUUGUUGCUGGUGAUGCCUCCUGUUUCUAUGAUCCCCUGCUGGGCAGGAGACGUGUGGAACAUCAUGAUCAUUCUGUGGUAUCGGGUCGUUUAGCAGGCGAGAAUAUGGUGGGGAAAAAGAAACCAUAUGCCCAUCAAAGCAUGUUCUGGUCUGAUUUGGGUCCCGAAAUUGGUUAUGAAGGUAUUGGCUUGAUUGACUCGUCAUUGCCCACAGUUGGUGUUUUUGCCCUUGCCACCAAAACUGAAAGACAAACAGAUAACCUUACAGAGUCUAGUAAAGACGAAACGGAACAAGCCAAGACCACAACUCCUAGUCAAGACGUAUCCGAUGUUAAGUGUAAAGAAGAACAGGCUGACAAUUAUGGACGGGGAGUUGUAUUCUACUUAAGAGAUGAAAAAAUUGUUGGCAUUCUACUGUGGAAUAUUUUUAAUCGUAUUGGUCUGGCACGCACGAUUAUUAAGGAAAACAAGAAAUAUGAAGAUCUUAAUGAAGUGGCGAAACUAUUCGAAAUUCAUUCGUAGAUCUAUUAGUCUAUAACAUAGUUAUAAAUUUGUAUGUCCUAUGUACUUUGGUAAGGUAGAAAUGUUUUUGUUGUUAUUUAGAAUCGAUUUCUUUCCCAGUAAGAAAUUGAAUGUAUUGUACCUACGAACGAAGACAAAAUACACAAAUAAUCCCUGCAUUUUCCAUGAACUGACAAAACACAAAA